Phalaenopsis equestris is the source of this 2859-nucleotide messenger RNA. RefSeq names its product pentatricopeptide repeat-containing protein At3g49170, chloroplastic. The record is from RefSeq and is a predicted model, not a curated record. Gene Ontology annotation, molecular function: zinc ion binding; protein binding; RNA binding. The coding region runs from base 168 to 2726 and encodes 852 amino acids. Gene Ontology annotation, biological process: RNA modification. The transcript has a single exon. Lineage: Eukaryota; Viridiplantae; Streptophyta; Magnoliopsida; Asparagales; Orchidaceae.
GCAGGUGCCCAACUGGAGACCAUUGAGCAAGAUUGAUCACUGGCAGGUGCCCAACUGGAGACCAUUUGAUUGAACCGAACCCCAUUCCAUUGUACAGUACGUACAUGCCAAUCUCUACCGAACAUUUUUCAUAGCAAUGGGUUGUUUGACUCGAGUUCGAGUGUUACAUGGCUCCGUCCCUUGACGUUCUUAAUCAAAUCCCUUCUCUCCCUCUCAAACCUUCUUUUACUUCCCGUCGAAACUUCCCACCAACGGCGAAGCUUUCUCCCGUCAAACCAUUCAAGAAUCAUCAAGCCCAAUACUAUGAUUCCAGCAGGAUCGACGAUGCGCACUCCACUCUGGACCUCAAGGCGGAGCUCGACGUUCUUGUUGACCUCCGAACUUACUCUUCCCUCCUCCGCUCCUGCAUUCGCUCACGUGACCUGCACCAUGGCCGCCUCCUCCACCGCCGCCUCGUCCUCUCCGGCCUCCCAUUUGAUUCUACCAUUUUUAACUCCCUCAUCACACUCUACUCCAAGUGCGGUGACUUGGACUCUGCUAUCUCUGUCUUCAAUCAAAUGGGCGACGAGCGAGAUCUCGUCUCCUGGACUGCAAUGAUCUCGGCUGCAGUCGAGAACAAUAUGCAGGGCAGGGCUUUAUCCAUAUUUCUCGAGAUGAUCGAGUUGGGGUUUAUUCCUAAUGAAUUCACUCUUUCAAGUGUGAUUCAUGCUUGCUCGAACCCAUGCUUUGGUAAAGUUGGGAUUUUGCUUCUUGGUUCUGCAAUAAAAACUGGAUUUGGCAAGCGUAAUGCAUCCGUUGCAGGCGCUUUGAUCGAUAUGCUUGCGAAGAAUGGUGACCUGGCUUCUGCUCGCAAGGUGUUUGAUGAAAUUCUUGAGAAGAAUGAGGUAGUUUGGACAUUGAUGAUUACUAGGUAUGCACAGCAUGGGCUUUGCAUGGAUGCUGUGAAGCUUUUUUUAGAAUUUCUUUUUGAUGAUUUUGUCCCGGAUCAAUUCAGCUUAUCUAGUGUUAUUUCUGCGUGUGCUGAAUUGGAAUCUGUUCUCCUAGGUAAACAACUGCAUUCUCUUGCUAUCCGAGUUGGUUUUGUUUGUGAAGUUUGUGUGGGAUGUAGCCUGGUCAACAUGUAUGCAAAGUGUGCACAAGGGACCACCAUGGAUGAUUCUAGAAAGGUUUUUGACCGUAUGCCCAAUCAUAAUGUGAUGUCAUGGACUGCCGUUAUCUCUGGUUAUGUUCAGAGUGGCAGGAAUGAUGAGCAGGCUUUGAGUUUGUUCUUGCAGAUGUUGGAGGGAAAGAUCAAGCCUAACCAUUUCACAUAUUCCAGCAUUCUCAAGGCCUGUGCCAAUCUCUCGAACAUUGAUUUAGGGAAACAGGUUUAUACUCAUGUAAUCAAAACAGGACUUGCCUUUGUCAACAUUGUCGGUAACUCUUUGGUCACUAUGUUCACCAACUCCGGUAGUAUGGAAGAUGCUUGCAAAGCUUUUGAAGUGCUGUAUGAGAAGAAUUUGAUAUCAUACAAUGCCCUUGUUGAUGGGUAUGUGAAGAACUUAAACUCUGAAGAGGUGUUUGAGAUCUUCCAACAAAUGAAAAGCAUGAAUUUGGGAGCAAACACCUUCACAUUUGCAAGCCUUUUGAGUUCUGCUGCAAGUAUCGGAGUGAUGACUAAGGGACAGCAGCUUCAUGCUCAGUUGCUAAAAAUGGGUUUUGAGUCUGAUAUUUGCAUCAACAAUGCUCUUAUUUCAAUGUAUUCAAGAUGUGGAAAUGUUGAGGAUGCUUGCAAUGUAUUCGAUGAGAUGAAGCACCGCAAUGUGAUCUCGUGGACUUCAAUGAUAACUGGGUUUGCUAAGCAUGGGGAUGGGCAUUGUGCUCUUCAACUCUUCCAUGAAAUGAUUUCAACUGGCCUAAGGCCAAAUGAGAUAACCUAUGUAGCAGUUCUAUCUGCUUGCAGCCAUGUUGGUCUUGUAAGAGAAGGGAUAGAAAAUUUUUAUUCCAUGCAGAGAGAUCAUGGACUAGUUCCUAGAAUGGAGCACUAUGCUUGUAUGGUUGAUUUGCUGGGAAGAUCAGGUUUUGUCAAGGAAGCUUUCAGGUUGAUUACUUCAAUGCCCUUCAAGGCUGACGUAAUGGUGUGGAAGACUUUGCUUAGUGCUUGUAGGAUUCAUCAGAAUGUUGAACUUGGGGAAAUGGCAGCCAAGAACGUUAUAGAACUGGAGCCUAGUGAUCCUGCAGCAUAUAUACUGCUUUCCAACUUGUAUGCUGUAGCCAGAAGGUGGCGGGAUGUGGCAAAGUUAAGGAGUGUAAUGAAGGAGAUGAAACUAAGCAAGGAGGCUGGAUUGAGUUGGAUAGAGGUGGAUAAAAAAAUGCAUAAGUUCCAUGUGGCAGAUACCAGUCAUCCACAAGCUAAAGAAAUCUUCGAGAAACUGGAUGAAUUGGUGGAAGAGAUUAAAAAAAUGGGUUAUGUUCCGGAUAUAGAUUGUGUUCUCCAUGAUAUGGUGGAAGAUCUCAAGGAGCGGUACUUGUUGCAGCAUAGUGAGAAGAUAGCAGUGGCAUUUGGCCUUCUUUCCACUGAAUCUCCAAGGCCAAUUCGAGUUUUCAAAAAUCUUCGAGUGUGUGGAGAUUGUCACACUGCAAUUAAGUUCAUCUCAAUGAAAGAAAGUAGAGAAAUAAUUCUAAGGGAUUCAAAUAGGUUUCAUCGGUUUAGAAAUGGAGAAUGUUCUUGCGGGGAUUAUUGGUGAAUCGAAAGUAUUCAUAAAACAGUUUGUUGAUACAAGAAAAUUUGUUUGCAUAUACUAACAUUCAAUCAUUCUUACAGGGCAUUGUAGUGUUCCUUUUGCAAGUCUUGCAGGGUGAAGUUUUCAUAAUGGAAAA